Lycium ferocissimum is the source of this 651-nucleotide messenger RNA. RefSeq lists its product as uncharacterized. The transcript is spliced from 3 exons. The coding region runs from base 53 to 403 and encodes 116 amino acids. NCBI's taxonomy places the organism in Eukaryota, Viridiplantae, Streptophyta, Magnoliopsida, Solanales, Solanaceae. The record is from RefSeq and is a predicted model, not a curated record.
AAAGCAAAGAAAAAUCAAAUUGCAAACAAUUAAGAAGCAAAAAAAAAUAAAAAUGGCUAACUUGAAACUUGCUGCCACCAUGUCCAAUUCUAUUACUGCUAAACUUAUGGUGCCUUCUAGUGUUUGCAUUUCUAGAGGCUUUGUUAGUGCUACUAGACCUUCUGAAAUAGCAAAAGUUGAUAAAGAGACUGCCCAAAAAAUAAAAGAAGCAGCAGUAGCAGUGAAAGAAGGUGCUCAAGAAGUAAAAAGUGUGGGUGAUUCUGUCAAAGAUACUGUCUCUUCUAGUGCUGGAAAUGUAAUAUCAGAGAUGUCGAAAAAGGUGUUAGACAAGGCAACAGAGAAUGAAGAUGAUGAAGAAAAGGGUACAUGGGAAACUAUCAAGGAAAAAGUCGCUGGCAAGUGAUUAUAUAUGCCAAAAUAAUCAGCACUUGGUUUUUCACCAUUGAUUAAUGUCUUGAGAUCCAUUUUAUCAAAAUCAUUUACCUGUUUAUUUUAUCAGAUUUUGUGUGGUCAAGGUUGGAACCUUUUUCCUAUAUUGUGAGUUGUGAAUGGUAAAUUCCAUGAAUUGCCAAACAUAUAUGAGUAUUUGAAUGUAGUUUGUACUUUGUACCACGAUUGCUGCAGUGAGAUAAACCUUAAUUAGCCUUUUCA